AUGAGGCAAGGACAGCCAACUGGGAUCAACAUGAGGAACAAAUUGCAGCUCCAGGCAAUUCCCUUCUUCCUUUUACUUCAGUACACUACAUGUUGUGAAGAUCUCCUGUGUUCUGUGGACUAUGUACAAACUCUGACGUGUGUCCAGAAAACUGACCUCAGUGAGACUUUGUAUAAUCUCACUGCAACUUGGCUCCUUGAAGAAGAGAUGAAAAUUUCUGAGCACUUCUGCAAUCUCCACCAGUCCUCCAGAACUGCUACUCACACUCAGUACACAUGCUCCAUGGACCUGAAGGAAUUCACUUCUGAUGACAAGUUCAGAGUAGAUGUAACAAAGCUAGCUGAUGGGCAAUACACAACUUCCAAAGCAUGCAGUGAAUUUCUUCUGAGCAAGAACAUUAAACCGUACCCUCCGUUCAAUCUGACUGCCGUGUUUUCAGAUGGAUAUAACAUCUCUUGGAAAACCAUCUAUCAGAACUCUCUGUUUUACUUUUUGGAUGAUGAGCUGGAAUAUGAGCUGCGGUAUAAGAAGAAGAGUGACACCUGGGAGAAUCAGAAGAGUAAAGUGAUACCAGAGGACGAGCGAAGCGUGGUGCUCCUGCCACUGGAAUUCCAGAGGGACACAGACUAUGAGUUCCAGGUGCGAGCCAAGCCCCGGCCUGGCUCUGACUACCUGGGGGUUUGGAGUGAAUGGAGUUCCCUGCUAACCCUGAAAACUGAACCUGAGGAGAGCCCAGGAGUGCGAUGGCUGGUGUCGCUGCUCGCCUUUGCUCUGGUCGCUGUCUCCGUCACAGUGUUUCUGACCAAACACCAGAGCAUAUGGAAAAAGCUGGGGGGUUUCAUCCCGGAUCCUGCUCCCUUUUUCAAACCACUUUACGUGGUACACAACGGAGAUUUCAAGAAAUGGGUUGGUGCAUCCUGUACCAAAGCAACACUGGAUUUCUUUGAGUGGGGGAUUGUCCUUCCAGAAGUUUUAGAAGUUUACAGCAAACACCUUUCCCACAACACUGCUGCUGAGGAGCUGAAAGAACUCAAUAAAGAUCACCCUCGCAAGACCUGCGUGUCUUGCCUGGCCAUGCACGGUCAGGACAGCCAGUCCCGUCUGUCCAGUUUGAACAGUAGCAGUGGGACACAGGACCAGUCAUAUGGUCAUCUCUCUAUUGACACUGUAACUGUGGCUGAUGAAUUUACACCUUGUUACUCACAAUGCAAUUGUAACAAUGCUCACAGGGAUCAUGAGCAUCUGGAUGCUGAUGGAGAGGAUGGCUACCCCAAGGUUAAUCUUGACGGUGAUAACAGUGAAAUUUCCAGCAGUUUGCCUCUGGCUGCCCUGAGUGCACAAGAUAACAUAAUUUCCUCGGGCUCCGUGUCUAUGGAGCACUCAUGGAGGAAUGCAAGUCCCUCGGUGCACCAUCUGAUGGCAGAGGCCCUGGGAGGAGGGAUGGGGAGUAUUUUAGAGGCCCUUUGCCUGCAUCAUGAGCAGUGGGAUUUAGAAAGUCCAGCUUCUCUGCCUUCUCCAGAUGGUGAAAGUGUUUCCUAUAGCGAUGGCCCUUACGACUUUUUCUCUCCUAAUACACGAACUGGUGAUGGUUACCCAGCAAUUUGCCUAGAUUUAGACACCAUUGACAGUGGAUUUGUGGACUCAGAUUGUGGGAGUCCAAUCGAGUGUGAAUUUGAGAAAAGCAGUCAGACCAAUUCAGGCUGUAGUUCUGGAUCCAUCACACUCGAAAAUGAAGGAGAGGACUUCCCACGGAGUUACGUCAAACAGUGGGUCUCCUGUCGCUCUGCCACACCGCCCAGUGGGACGCAGACAAACUAA
Messenger RNA from Emys orbicularis (European pond turtle), 1818 nucleotides. It is a transcript of the gene IL21R, whose product is annotated as interleukin 21 receptor. The transcript is spliced from 9 exons. Gene Ontology annotation, cellular component: external side of plasma membrane. Lineage: Eukaryota; Metazoa; Chordata; Testudines; Emydidae. The coding region runs from base 1 to 1818 and encodes 605 amino acids. The record is from RefSeq and is a predicted model, not a curated record. Gene Ontology annotation, molecular function: cytokine receptor activity; protein binding. Gene Ontology annotation, biological process: cytokine-mediated signaling pathway.